Octopus bimaculoides (California two-spot octopus) is the source of this 6999-nucleotide messenger RNA. RefSeq lists its product as uncharacterized. NCBI's taxonomy places the organism in Eukaryota, Metazoa, Mollusca, Cephalopoda, Octopoda, Octopodidae. The record is from RefSeq and is a predicted model, not a curated record.
ACUUCUGACUCUCCCACACAUACACACACAAUAUUCAUGUCUCUUUCCUUGUUCUUACCGGCCCUUUUCUAUCAUGUUACGUUUAUUUAAACGAGUUUUAUUAGUUAUUCACAUAUACAAACCGUAGGCGAUGCGAAUUUCAUUUUUUUAAAAUCAAAAAGCAACAAUAGCAACUAUAUCAACAUAAAAAAAAAAUCGGACAUCUCUUUCUAUUAAUCGUUUAUGUCUGUCAUAACAUUGAUGUUUAAUAGAAGAAACUAGUGCAAGAUAAUGGUGUUGCGCGAGGAAAGAAGGAACAGCCCUGAAUGAGGCGCGCCCACAUACAACUUCAUCCGACGUGAGGGAACGAGCGACAACCACUGUCGCUUGAUGCUAACGAAAACUGAUACAGCCUCUUCUUGGUUGGAGCAAAACCAGAACAAUUGUUGGUUUUCUUAUUUCUAUCGCUCUGCAUAGUUUUGCUCGACUGGAUAGAUGUGAAGUCGCCAUGAGUGACAAUGCUGGCUCCACAACCAUUUAAAUGGUCAAUGUCAGUCAUAUCACCGGCUCAUUUCCCCCAUCAGCUUUCGCCUCUUAUCUCAUUUCAUGUUACUGACCCCGGUUCCACUUCAUUCUUUUCAUCUUGGAUAGAAGCUGUGUAUUAAUGAUGAUUGCUGAAAUUGUUUCUUAAAUUUGUAGAAGAUGCGAUUAAGAGGAAUGUAGUUAAUACAUAAAUCCCUUUUACAAGUGAUGUGGUUUUCUAAUGAGGAAGAAAGUGAAUCUAAACAGAACUGUGACCAAGUUAUAUUUAUAUCCUCUUUAUUAAACUCUACUGCUCUCUUCGCCGUAUAAUUUCACUUUUAUGGCAAACUGUGCAGAUAUAAGUUAACUUUACUGGACCUGCGUAUUCCUGAUAUUUACCCCUUUUAAAAUUUAAAUGCCGAUAGCCUUAACUUAGUUUCAGGGUUCUCCAUUGCUAUGACUGGUUGCCGUACCUUCGACUUCCUACGCAAAGUUGAUAUUUUAACUCUCCUAGUGGAUCCGUUGCGACAUUUUACUCCAAACGUUUAUCACUCUUCCCCGUCAUCAUUUUCCAUUCACUCUCCUAGGAACCUUUAUGAUUUUUACUCUACGAUUUAGUACCUUACUCAACCACACUGACCGCACACUUUAUUCGACUUUUCUUUUAAACCUGUAUGAAAUGUUGAUUGAAGGUAAAGAUAGCGAAAUGGAAAGUGAGGACAUUGAUUUCUCUGCCCUUCCUCCACAUAUGGUGCCCGGUGUACAGAUAUUGUCAUUGGCAGAACUUAUACGCUGUGUCAGCAAUGGUACAGAAGAACUCCGUUAUUAUCUCCUCAAGGAAUCAAACACUAUCAUUGAAUGUAAAGUCUGCUUUAAUCUCUUCCGCAAUGUUGGUUAUUUCAUUGCGCACAAACGUUUCUACUGCCUUGCCUGCAAUCGAGACAAACCAACCAAUUCUAGUGCAACCCCACCAACAUAUGAUGAGCAGUCAGUUACAGUUGCACCAGAACUUCCAACAGAUGCCACAGAUUUCAAAAAGCAAUCUGUAGAACUUGUCAGAAACAACCUUCUUAAAAAACCUUCAACUUUGUUGCACUGUUACGGGUCCAAAAGAGAAUCUUUCUGGCAGAUUUAUAACAAGACCAACAAACAGAAUGAAUCAAAUAAAGAAAUUUCUAGCUCUUCUUCCAUCAGUUUUGAGCCAAUUGAUAACACCAAAGUUGCUAUGAAAGUUGUGUCUUCAGAUGCUACUGAAGAAAAUGAUAUCAAUUCUGCUGAGGCGAAGAGUGAAGAAGAAAUUGCUGAGAUCACACAAGAUAUUGAAGAUGAAGAUUUGGAUGAUAAACUUGACAAAGGAACUACUUCUGAGCCGACAUCUGAGAGAUCUUCUCCUAUACCCAAUGAAACAUCUGACUUUAAAGACUUAGAAUCCAAUAUAAAAUAUGAGUUGGCAGAUUUUAAACACCUGAAGUGUCUGAAAUGUCAGCGAAUCAUGUCUUCUAAAAAGUCUUUGGUGAAUCACGUCAUUAACUUGCAUGGUGACUUGAAGCGCUACUAUUCUUGCCCUCUCUGUAAAGAGAAGCUUAAAUUCCGUUAUUUUUGGGGGGUGAUUCGACAUUUGUCCACAAUUCAUUACAUGAAAAAGCUACAAAUUAAUAAGAUUCGAUCAACUUUACGAAAAUCUAGUUGGGUUGAGAAGAAUUCUGGAGAAAUAGUUAGCGCACCAAUCCUCUGCAAGACCAAGCCUGCCAGUGUUCAAACAAACAAUAAAAGUAAGAAAGCUAGUGAAGAUAAAGUACGUUUGAAGAAUGAGGAAAUUGCUUUUGCUAAUGAUCUUUUGCAACAAAAAGUGCUACAAGGAAUUUUAAGUAAUUCAUCUAAGGGUCGGAAGAAGUUCCGCUGUCAGAGCUGUAAAAAGGUGUUUACACAGAUAAAGUCCUUGCAGGCUCAUUUACGUGACUGCACUGAUUGGGAACAUGUAACCAAAUCCUCAAGUGAUUUCAAACAAAAUGGGCAGAGUACAAAGAAGUCUCAGGUAGCCAGCAAAUCUCACUCAGAGCCAGCUCCUAGUGAAGAGUUGAAAAAAAAAGAAACAGUUUCUUCUAACAAAACAACUAUAUUACUUCCAAAACGAAAUGAUUCAGAAAAAUCUUCGACUCAAAAGACUAAUGAUGGAACUAGUGACUUGAAAACCAAAGAAAGUGUAAAGACCAGUGUCCAAACUGAUAUUCAACCAUGUCCAUCUGGUUUAAUUCCAUUACAGUCUGCAAGUAUUAUUCCUCAGCUCCCUCUUCCCACAAGGUUACCUGCUAACAUGUCUAACUGGACAAACCCUCCUCUCGGAAAAUUCAUCUCUAUUGGAAAUAAUACGUGUACUACUAAUAAGGCAAAUAGUUCUCUAAUUUCUUCUCUUACAAUUACACCAAAUGCAGUUCCGUUGUCUGACCAAUCAAAAUCUGUUCCUACAGCAGCUGUUCCAUGUAUUGUACGUCCCCUUCAAACUAAUACUUUAUCAACUGUUUCUGUAAAUGAUUUGCCCAUUUUGCUCCCAACAACAGCUCUUUCUGGAUCUGCAACUCCUACUGUUUCUUCACAAAGCUCUACAAACAUUGUGUGCUCAGUUGCUGCACCAAAUACAUUGUGUUUGGUAGACAACAAACAAUCUCAAAAGCCCAGUCCUGUGAUAAUGUCUACAGUGAACAAAAUAAAUCCAGGUGACAAUAGCCAAAUCAUAAGUGAUAAUGUUGUCCCAAAUAUAUUAGCAGCUGUUGAUAAAAAGGGACAAAUUUCAUUGACCGCAAUAUUGUUGCCGGCUAACUCUCAACUCCCCGUCACUCAACUUCCAAAUGCUAGUGUUGAGAAACAAAACAGUACACUGAUCACUAGCCAAUCUAAUGCCACAGUUUCAAAUGAAAACAAGUCUUUGAAUCAUUUUGUAGAAAACAAAAAUUCCAAUGUUGUAUCUAAUGGCCAUGUCAGCAGUUAUUCUAAUGACACUAUUACACAAGGUGCAGAAAUACAACCUCUGGAUGAUGUUAAAACUUUGAUUAUGACUAAAGAGAAUAUGAUUCAAGGACAAAAGGUUAGUGAAUCCAAAACACCUGAUGUUGAGGGGGAUGACUUUGAGAAUUCUGCUGCUGCAAAAGACAAAGAAGAUAAAUUCCCAGUAUGUAAGAAAGAGAGAGACUCUGAUAUCACUAACUCAGUCAGUGAUGGUGUUAAACCUUCAACAGUGAGUUCAAGUAAUGUUUCUUGUCAAUCUAGUUAUAAGUGCACUGAUGUUAACUCUCAACUCAUACAUCAAGAAAGCAACAGUAAAUGUUCAACCUCACCUGAUAUUACUACUGUAUUAGACACUUCUCAGGAUUUGAGCAGUUUUCCUGAAAAACAUGGUUCUAAAGCAAAUUCUCAGCAUUUGUCUAAAAAAACAUCAAGUGUGUCUGGACACCAAAUUCAAAGAAAUGGCUUGAAAUAUAAUUCUGCUGGCAUUCGUGAUAAAAAGUCUGCUCUUCACUCGCUUAUUGAUAGUGAAUCUCUCAGGUGUAUUCAGUGUACUCGGAGCUUUAGUAAAAUGUCCCAUGUACGUAGACAUGCAAUCAGACAUCUGGGAUGGAAGCGAUACAAAUGUAAAUUUUGUUCUUUCUCCAAUUAUGAAAGAUCCGAAUGCAAGACUCAUAUUAAACGACGUCAUCUGGGCAAGAUUGCUGGUUUAACUGUUAAACUAUUGGAUUUCUACAUUGUUGAUUUGAAUAAUAAUGAUAAUCAAAUUACUAGUUGUGAUAGCAAAUUCUUUGUAAAGAGAAAAGAAGUAGAAACUUUAAAAUUGGUAUCACCCUCUACCACAAACCUUAAAACUUCUACUGAUGAUGACUCAGAAGAAUAUACAAGAGUAGAUUCUCCUGAACAUGUGACAAGUGUAUCAGACUGUAGUGACCAUAAGACAAGUGACUUGGACUCCACUGAUAAUGACACAAGUGUUUCGAAUUCUACUGAUCAUGUUAUCAGUGUCUCGGAAGAGACCAGUUCUGCAAAUAUCAAGACAGGUGAGAAGCAAGACAGUGAAAAGAUUCUCGCUUUGAUUGACACUAAAUCAUUAAAGUGUCUGGAAUGUAGCCGAGAAUUCCAAAAGCGUUCACACCUACGCCGGCACAUUGUACGCCAUCUAGGAUUGAAGCGGUACAAGUGUAAGCAGUGCAAAUUUACAAGUUAUGAUCGUUCGGAAUGCAGAUCGCACAUAGAGCGUUGUCAUUUGGGUAAAGUACAAGGCAUCACUGUUAACUCAAUCAAUUGUUCUAUUGUAAUGCUCAGUCAAUCUGAAGAAAAUUAUCAAGAAAGUCAGAUGGAAAAAUCCAAUGCCAAGGAAACUGGAAUAGAGCAAGAAAUAGAAACAAGUGAAGAUAUUGAUUCCAAUUCUUGUAGUAAUUUUAUGAGUAAUACUACUACUGCAACCACUACCACUUCUACCUUUACUAUGUCAUCAACAUCUUUUAAUUCUCUAUUCUCAACCAGUGAAAGUUCCAAAACAAAAGUAAAUAAGAAACCAUUGAAUAUUGCUGCUGGACACAAAGGCAAGUCACCUUCCAAACAAGCCAGUGGUAAGGUUACUGGCAGUGAGAAGAGGAAAAAAUCUCUUGGACAAGUCACAUCCAGUAAACGUCAAAUUUCUCCGAAGAAGGCUAAAAAAGUCUCCUCAACUCAGUCUUCAGCAACUACUGCAAAAAAAUUACUUGCUGAUGAUUUGUCAGUGUUAAACACAAGGAAAGGCUACUAUGUCAAACCUAACUUUCUGCAGCUUGCUAGAAGUGCAAAAAAAAUUCCUAAAAGUAAAAACAAUUAAGCAUCUAAAGAAAUAUUUUGGCAGCUUUUAGUUAACAAGAAAAUACUUUAACCCUGGCUAUUUUUAAUUACUUUUAUUAUCACCAGCGUUGGUGGGAAUGGCAAAUAUAAUAGAGUACCAGGAUAUUAUUAAAUACUUUGCAGUAUUUAAUUAACAUCCACUCUGUCCUGAGUUCAGAUCUUUUGAGGACUUUCCUUUUCAUCACUCCAUAAUUGAUAAAAUAAGUACAAGCAUGUAUUAAGACGGUUUCUAUGGACAAUGCCUUUCCUUAUGAAGAUACAGCUUUCUGCUAAUGUCACAACCCAUUAUUAUUAUUAUCAUGGUCAUUGAAGAUUUGAUCUUUGGAAACACCUGUGCCAUCCUACCGAAUGGCAGUAAUAUCUGUUGAUUCCUUCGAAGCCUUUAAGUGCAGUUUAACCUUCUUGGUUAAAAAUAGCUUAUAGCCUUCUGGCUUACGACGUAUUAAAACAAAUAUUUCUGCUUGUAUAUAAAGAGGACAUUACAAAUGACAAGUAUCAAGUAUCUCAACCAAUUAUAUUUCUUGUAUAAUUGUUAAAGGCCAUUUCAACUGUUUUGUUGAGUAUAGUAAAUGCAAGGAGUUCUUUCUAUGAAAAUCAGUAACUGGCUGAAACCCACUUAGUUUGAACCCUCAUUCAGACAUUUUGACCACCUACUUGAUUUUAUGUAAAGACUUUUUAUUGUAAAACAAUGAGAAAAAUAUCUUUUUCUAUGUAAAAUGACAUCGACUUCACCAUGUUGACUUGUAAUCUGGUUUUAUUUAAUAACUUUAUUUUGACAUCAACCACAUUGCUAUUGUCAAAUUUGACUUGGUCUAAUGACAAUAUGGACAACAUCUUUGGAUUAUUGUUUGAAAUUGUAUUUAACUAAGAUAUUUUUUUUCAGAUGCAUGUUUGUAUAUAAAUAUAUGUAAAAGGGAUGGCAGUGAAUGUGCAUGUAUGUGUGUAUCUAAAUGUGUGAAUGUAUAAAUAUAUAAGUGUGUGUGUGUAAAUUUACAAAAUUGUCUUUAUCCAUUUUACUCUACUGGAUGAAAGAAAAACUAACCACUGUUGUCCAGGGCAUUACAGUAGUUAUAAAAACAACUCCUCCUCCUUCUCUCUUUCUCUUGAAACUCACUGAUACUCUUUCUUUAAGUUCUAAAAAUUGCAAUGUCCCCUUCCUGAUUUGGAUAUCAGCAAUAAUUUGUACUCUGUAACAAGGGGACAGAUAUUUAAUGUUGGAAGGUUUUUUUUUUAAUUUAAAAAAAAAUCUGAGAUAGUUGGGCUAUGUCCAUAGCCUUUUCCAGACAUUGAAGCCUAAGAAAUUAAUGUGACUAAUGCUAUGCUCUAUAUUAGUUUAAAAAAAAUUAUGUCAAGUUAAAUUGUCUCUUUUAUAGAAUGUAUCAUACUUCUAAUUAAUGAAAUAUAUUUAAAGAUCUAAAAAAUAGAAAAAAAGAGAGAAGUUUUGUCACUGUAUACUUUACACAUAAUCCAGAACUAAACAUCUCACUGACAUCCCCCACCCCACCCCGGUGCUAUGUGGCCAGAACCCACAUACAACUUUGUUUUUUCCUUUAUGUAUUGUCUAUGGAACUAAAAAAAAUGUUUCCAUUUAUUUUUCAAUAUAAACUGAACUAAUCUGAAUAAUAGAAAUACCAUAAUUUU